Molecule: messenger RNA, 1149 nt
Organism: Suillus bovinus
Lineage: Eukaryota; Fungi; Basidiomycota; Agaricomycetes; Boletales; Suillaceae
Exons: 4
Coding region: 1-1149 (382 amino acids)
Source: RefSeq, a predicted model, not a curated record
AUGGUUCUGGCGCUGAUCGCCCCAGAACUCACGGUCACCUGGGCCACAAUACAGUUUCUAAGUGCUCGUGAUACUGCAAAGACCUUCCAAGAAAGUGAUGUCUUUGGCGUACAACUUUACCAGGCCCACAGCAAGCAUCCAGAUAUGGGAAAGAGCACAACUACGCUGCUGCUUAGCGAAAUCUUAACAUCACAUUCAGAUGGGAGGAACAGUCCACAUCCGAAUGUUCCGCAUCUUGCAGGCCGCGAUUUUAGAAAGUGGACGGUGACGCAUGGGUUUUUCUCGUGGAUGGGUGGAUUCAUACUUUGCUGCGAUAACAAGCCACGAGCUACUCUCACACCCAAGGAACUUGAGUACUUCGCAGACAUAGAAGGUCGCAGUAAAGGUGACGCAUUAUCCAAAGGAAUUGCUAUUCUGCAGCUGGGGUGGUUCGUCCUCCAGCUUGUCGCUCGUUACAUCCAGCACCUUCCCAUAACCCUUCUCGAGAUCGACACUCUGGCUAUAGUUUCUCUCGCCUGCAUGGUCUUUUGCCUAUGGUGGAAGAAGCCUAAGGACGUACGGCGUCCUUCUUUCAUCCAUUGGAAAAAUAAAACAAAAGCGCCUCCGACAGUAUUAACCUAUGAAAACAUAAAUCCAGCUUUCUCCUUGGAUGCCUGGCAUGAUUACCUUAUCCUUCUCAUCUAUCCCUUGAGGAGUCUUAUGGGCACUGCUGUCAUCAUUUCUCCCUGGGCUGUCCGAGCACGUCGGAUCCCGUCUUUAGGUGGCUAUGCUGAUGAUAAUCGUCAUGAUCGUAAUCAUGUCAUUACACUUUUCCUUGGGUGCUUCAGUGCCAUUAUAUACGGCGGACUGCAUUGUCUGGGCUGGCAUUAUUUGUUUUGGGGGCACACAGAGCAGGUGCUAUGGCGUGUGGCUUCCAUCGUGAUAGCGUCCGCAUCAGUACCUCUUCUUCUGACAUUUGGUGCGGUCAUAUUGUUUGAAUUCGCCCAUGAUGUUUGGGUUGUGAGAUUAGCUGUAGUGAUCACCGCUUUCUUAUACAUUGCUACACGCAUUACAAUAAUCGUACUUGUAAUGUCAAGCUUACGAUCACUGCCCCCUAGCGCAUACGAUACAGUGGCGUGGACCAAUUCCACCAAGUCUCGUGACUUUUAG